This is a messenger RNA of Ornithodoros turicata, 3123 nucleotides long. RefSeq lists its product as uncharacterized. The record is from RefSeq and is a predicted model, not a curated record. Lineage: Eukaryota; Metazoa; Arthropoda; Arachnida; Ixodida; Argasidae.
AUGCCGCAUUGUUUUGUGACUGGCUGGAGAAGUGGAAAUGAGUUUGCUAGAACUGCAGCGACAAAAAGACACUUUUUCAAGCCGCCGAGUGAGCCUGUACGUCUGAAAGAGUGGCAACGGGUGAUUCCAAGGAUUGAUAAGGUACUUUCGAGCACAUGUGUUGUCUGUGAUGUGCAUUUUGACGAAGGAGACAUUGUUAAAGAAUUUGUACAUCAUGUCGGUGAUGACUAGGUUGUCAUACCACGCGACAAGUGGGCUUUGAAAGUGUUUAACGGAGCUGUCCCCCGUAUCUUUCCUAUCUACCCGAAAUACCUGUGGAAGCCAGCACGGAAACGCAAGGCGCCUGCAGUGCGACAACCCCUUCAGUGCAAGCGGCAAAAGAGGCAGUGUCAAAAUUAUCAAGAAAAUACGUCGCCUGACGCUGACAAUUACGACGCUUCGAGUUUCGUGGAUUACAGUGCUGCAUCUCUAUUUGAUUAACUUUCGGCCAUAGCGCAAUGCGGUCGACGGCUACAAGGUUGGUUGGUGGAUGUAGUGGACCCAUCUGCUGUGGUGUACCACUUCGAGCUGAAGGACACCCUUUGUGUCAAGAAGGCGGUGUUGUUGUUAAAGGACCUUAGCUUUUCUGUUUGUGCUGACGGCCGACUAGUGCCACCAUGUGUCUACACUAUCAACUCGACUGUGGAAAUCAAGGCUCUUGCAGAUCUGAAGUCCUUUCUCUGAUAUGUGGAAAAGCUGAAAUUAUGCAGGGGGAUCUCAGCAAAGCAGUACCCAGAUGUCACAUCGUCAUCUGUGGCAACCACUGAUGGGAACACAUGGCGACGCAAUACCUGUACAACAUUGACAAUGAACACUACCUGAUGUGAAUGUAGAACCUUGACCAAACUCUUCUUGCAACGUGUGAAGAAACAAGACCAGAAGAGCAGCCAAAAAAGAGUAAGCAGAAAGUCAUUACGCCGAAGAGCCAUUCGGGCUACCACGAAAAGAGAGAAGGUGAAGCAAGAGCUGGCUGCCAUGAAGAAACAACUUUCUACUGUCAGUGAGGCAAAUAUAACGAGCGUGCUCAAUGUUCUUCCACAAAAGCAACAACUCUUGUUCAAGACUGCAUUUAUGGCUGCAAAAGCUAAAUCCAAAAAUGGGAGACGGUACGACGAGGAAUGGAUGAUGACAUGUCGCCUUUUGCAGAUAUCAAGUCCAAAGGCCUACAGUCUAAUUUCUGACAUGCAGGUGCUGCCGCUUCCAACGAGGGCUCCAUGCAAAUAUGGUUACAAUGAAAUUGCAUUGAAGAGCAUCAAGGAGCAUUUCCAUGGAAAGAACCAUCUGAGGAGAUGUGGUGUGCUACUUCUCGACGAGAUUAAGCUUAAGCAGUCUGUUGCCUUCAACAAAGUGUCGUAUCAAAUGGAUGGAUUUGUUGACUAUGGGGACGUCAGUGGCACUGCUACAGAUAAGCUUGCUGACCAUGCACUAGUUCUUAUGUUUGUGCCAUUUUUUGAGGACUGGGUGCAGCCCAUUGCAAGUUUUGCCACGAGAGGAGCAGUUCCUGGGGAUGUCCUUUCCAAACUUUUAAUAAGUGCAGUGCUGGAACUCCACAAGAACAAUGCCCCAGUGCUUGCCAUCAUCAGUGAUGGGGCUGGCAACAAUCGAUCAAUGUGGACCAAGCUAGGAAUAUCCGGAAAGCUGGACUCAGUGUGCCACUACAUCGAACACCCGUUAGAGCCUUCACAGAAGAUGUACCACAUGUACUUCAUGUGUGAUGUUCUGCAUACCAUAGAGUGCAUAAGGAAUCACCUAAAGAAGCACACUUACGGCAUGGCUAGUGAUCAUAAGGUAAACUUCCAACAUUAUAUCACACUCUACGAAACAGAGAAGGAUACUAUACGGGUUGUGCCAAAGCUGACAAGAGAGCAUAUCGCUCCUGGCAAUCUUCGUAAAAUGAGUGUCAGGCUUGCUACUCAGCUGUUUAGCCGUGGGAUAUCAAUUGGCCUCAGGGUGUACAGAGAAGCCAAGGUUCCAGGGAUGCAAGAUUCUGAAGGUACAGAAAUAUUUACAAGGUUGUUAAAUGACCUCUUUGAUGCAUUAAACAUCAAACUGCCAUCAAGAGGAGUCAGACAUAAGUCAACGGAAAUACAGCUUUCUCAGUCAUGCUGCAAUGACCAUUUUCGGGUAAUUAAAGAUUUCUUGGACUUGCUCAACAAACCAGAACAAAACUCAGUCCAGAAGAGCCUGAAGCUUUUUGCGUCAAAACAAACCACAGAGUCCCUGCGGGUCACACUGUUAUCUACGCCAGACCUCAUCAAGUACCUACUAGAUGAAUAUACCAGCUAUGUUCUGACGGCCAAGCUGAAUCAGGAUCCUUUGGAGCGACAUUUCGGGUUGGUGCGUUCAUUCGGAGGCGACGAGUCACAUCCCACAGUGGUGAACUUCACUCAAAUAUUUCGUUUGCUCAGCCUGUACACGCCCAUCAAGACAGCUCUACGUGGCAGUGUGCAAGGUGCCCCAAACAAUGUUGUUGUUCACAUUCAAGAUACACUGAAGACAACGAGGGCAACGUGUCGCACACAGCAAUCAUCUUUGCAUCACUCCAUUGAAGCUAAAUUGUUGCAGAUUGUGUCAAAUGUCACGGAUUCUUCUGUUCCAAGAGACGACGACCAUGCAUAUGCCAAAGGAAACAUUGAGGACAGUGUUGUGUACUAUUUGUGCGGGUACACAAUCCAUAAAUUUUCAAAGCACAAAGCAUGUGACGAAUGUAUUCGGGAUAUUAGCUGUGCAGUGCUAGUAGUUACAUGUGAUGCAUACUUAACAGCUUACAGAAGUAACAAAGACGGUUGCUUAAAUCAUCCGACUGCAGAAAUGUUAGAUGUACUGAAAAUUGUAAACAGCACUGUUUUUGCAUCUCUUGCUGAAUGUGGCCCUUGUGCAGACCUCUUCUGGAAAGUGUUGGAAAACCUCGAGCAGCACAAUCUUCCCCGUCUCGGCUGUGUCCAGCACAUGUCGUCAUUUACGUGUGAGAUACUCAACCUCUUUUUAAUAACCCGCAUGCAUUUCUAUACGAGAGAUGUCAAUCGACGCCUAGAGAGUAGCGAAAAGGCUGCUGUUGCCACAAAGAAAGUUCGUCUCCUGUAG